Puccinia graminis f. sp. tritici CRL 75-36-700-3 is the source of this 454-nucleotide messenger RNA. RefSeq lists its product as uncharacterized. The record is from RefSeq and is a predicted model, not a curated record. Bases 1 to 339 code for a protein of 112 amino acids. NCBI's taxonomy places the organism in Eukaryota, Fungi, Basidiomycota, Pucciniomycetes, Pucciniales, Pucciniaceae. The transcript has 3 exons.
AUGUCAUUGGUGGGAAUGGAAGACCAGGUCCAUCAAGGAAGCUUUUAUCAUGAAGCAGAUGACUUUUUCACACUGCAAGGCCCAACUGGUGCGCUUUUGCCACUCCCAACCUCUGAUCAGCCACUGUUUGGGAUAUCUGAAAGCCUUGUCGAAGAGUUUACAAAUUUACCAUCUGCAUCAAAUUGGCUAGCAAUAUCCCAAUCUCACUCAUUUUGGGAAUGGAAGAUAUGGACCAUGAUCAAGGAAGAAAUUAUCAUCAGACAAGUUACCCAGCUGAGGAAGGAUCAACAAGUUCUGUUUUACCCAUCCCCACCUCUGAUGAGCAGCUACCUCUUGUAAUUUCUGGAAACCUUGAAGAAGAAUAUCCAACUUUACCAUCUGCAUCAAAUUGGCUAGACACAGAACAGCAAGGACACCCUCAUCAUGACAAAGACAAUUUCCCCAAUAGUGAUGA